Messenger RNA from Paramacrobiotus metropolitanus, 1734 nucleotides. Its product is annotated as adenosine receptor A3-like. The transcript has 2 exons. The coding region runs from base 507 to 1571 and encodes 354 amino acids. The record is from RefSeq and is a predicted model, not a curated record. Gene Ontology annotation, cellular component: membrane. NCBI's taxonomy places the organism in Eukaryota, Metazoa, Tardigrada, Eutardigrada, Parachela, Macrobiotidae. Gene Ontology annotation, biological process: neuropeptide signaling pathway. Gene Ontology annotation, molecular function: G protein-coupled peptide receptor activity.
UUACGUCAGCGAUGGAAUUUGGCGACGCCGCUGUUACGUACUCAGAAACAAAGUGAUUUUAUUUGAAAUCUCUCCUUUUCUUCUUAUUUACGACAUCUUCAUCGGGCGACUUUGAUUUCCAUAGCAGAUAUCGCAAAACUAGGAUUUUUUUUAAUCUACGCUCGGAAUCAGGGAUCGACUUCCGCCUCUCCAGAACGCUUAAUCUCCUUUCGCCGAAGUGUUUUUGUUUAGUAACCUGUUAAAGAAGCCUUAAAGAUGUUUGCUCGUAUCACUUUACUGUACACGUGGGACGAUUCUUGGAGCCACAUCCCAAUGAUUAAGAAAUACCAAACUCGGCCGUGAGUUAUUGCAUUGAUUUUCACCUGAACAUCUUUACUUGAAUUUGUUUGGUGACGCUGCUAUUUGCGGCAUAAUCUGCCUAAUUCAACCUGAACUUGGACAGAACGGACAAACCUGACAUAUCUUACCUGGUGCAAAAUUAUUUGGAUGCUGAAUGCAACUGGAAAAUGUCGGCUCCAUGGAAUUCAUCUAAUAUCUCAUCUAACAGCACAAAAUCUCUGACCAAAGUGGAGCUAAAUAUCUGGAUUACUUUCCAGUUCGGUAUCGGCGUAAUUGGCGCCAUCCUCAUUGUUGUACUACUCAAUACUAUGUCGAAACUCGGCAAACUGAAGAGCGGCUCCGGUCUGCUCAUCGCGCACUCUCUGACGAUCGACCUGACCUUUUGUCUAAUUGUCAGUCCGGUGGCGGUACUGCCCAUUUACUUAACGCAAUCCCACAUAACUUUCUCCUAUGACUGUGUUUUUGUGGAAUUUUUCUUACUGCUCAUCAUCUAUGCCGGAAAUUGGACGAACGUCGUCUUGGCGGUUAACCGGCUAAUCGCGGUGGCCCUGCCACAUUUCUAUACGAGAAUCACAUCGCGGCGAUUCUCCACAUUGCUGUUAGUUAUUGUGUGGGUCAUCGCCUUUGCGUGCAGCAUUCCGACAUUGAACUUCGUAAAUGGAUUACGCUCUGGCAUGCUGCAUUCGGGUGCGUGCGGACUCACCCAGAACAAGGGCGCGACCUUUACAAUACUGGGCGCCACCGGGACUUACCUGCCGAUUGUACUGUUGGGGAUGAUCUACAUUAGUUUGUUUCUCAUUUCGCGAUUAAUGAAAGGGCGCGGCAAUCUAAGCACCGAUACGGCUAACGAGAUACACCAACGUCUUGUGAUGAAGAAACGGAUGUCGCUUGCUAAAGCGUUGUUUUUGUCUUAUGUCUGGUACUGCAUCUGCAUAUUACCGCCGGCAGUUUUGAAUAUGUUUUAUGCGACUUGGUGGAAUAAGGAGAUCAAAUUGUUGUUGUAUACAAGAGGCGCUCAAGUACUUGGCUAUGCUGCGAGUCCGGUUUUCUUUUUUGCCGUAAACCCGGAAUACCGGAAAUCACUUCGAAAGCGCUGUAUCGAUCUGCUUUACACUGUUCAGCUCAGCCAUCAAAAGCAGCAGUCGCAUAACGACAGUGGCCUGGUGAAAAUUCCUGAUAGCGCGAAAGGGAAUUCAUGCGGCAUUGCAACGACUCCGCUUAAAAACUACUGACCGACGGAACAUUAUUGCUUUCAAAUCAACGUUUUCUCUGCUGUUGGGUGCGCGAAAAAUGUUUAUUUUUCUUGCGAACAAAAUCAACAGAACUGUUUGUAAGUUUAAAACAGAGCUGUUUGUAAAAAUUCUUAGUAGGUGUAUGUUGUUUAAUUUUUUUCAA